GGCGGUGGAAAAGGUACCUGCCAGCCCCCCGGUGCCGGUCCCCCCCAUCUCGCCCCCGGCCGGCCCUGAACCACCCGACGAGCCGCCGCAGGAGCUGGCUGUUCUGGAGGACUAUGCAGAUCCCUUUGAUGCAGCACAGGUGGCAGGUAGCCAGGCAGGGCUGGAGAAGGUGAUGGAGAAUGACGGAUAUAUGGAGCCAUAUGAAGCCCAGAAGAUGAUGGCUGAAAUCCGCCAGAAGGGCUUACGGGAGGCUCCCGCCCGGCCACUGCACCUCUACGACACUCCUUAUGAGCCUGUACUGGACAUGGACAGUGACUGCCCAACUUGCCCCAGGCCCAGGGAGUCCCGGCUGCCUGAGGAUGAUGAGCGGCCACCGGAGGAAUAUGACCAGCCCUGGGAAUGGAAGAAGGAGCGGAUCUCCAAAGCCUUUGCAGUUGAAAUCAAGGUCAUUAAAGACCUGCCAUGGCCCCCGCCGGUGGGACAGCUGGACAGCAGUGAAAGCCCCCUGGAUGGGGAGGCUGGUGCCCCCGUCCCUCUGCAGCACAGCCAGCACAGCUACGAAGACGCCAAUGGUCCAUCAGAGGGGCUGGGGUAUGGCCGCACCUCGCCCUGCAGGGAGGAGAAGGCCAGGGCUGUCCUCAGGCAUGGCUCCAGCAGUCUCAAGAGCACAAAGACACUGACCACUGAGCCUGGCCCCUUUGUUGGGGAGAGGAUUGACCCUGCCCUGCCCCUGGAGAGUCAGUGCUGGUACCACGGGGCCAUCAGUCGGACAGAUGCAGAGACGCUACUGAGGCUGUGCAAGGAGGCCAGUUACCUGGUGCGCAACAGCGAGACCAGCAAGAAUGACUUCUCCCUCUCCUUGAAGAGCAGCCAGGGCUUCAUGCACAUGAAACUGUCCCGGACACAGGAGAACAAGUACGUGCUGGGACAGCACAGCCCGCCCUUUGACAGCGUGCCAGAGAUCAUCCAUCACUACGCCAGCCGCAAGCUGCCCAUCAAGGGGGCUGAGCACAUGUCCUUGCUUUACCCGGUGGCUAUCCGAACCCUAUAGUAAUCACCCCCACGAGCCAGGCUCAAGGCUGGGUGCACCCAAAACUGGCCACAGGGCUGAGCGUUGCCAUGCCAAGGAUGGGCUCCAGACCAUCAGCCCACGAGCAGUUUGCUGGGCACAGCUGCUGCUGUUGGGGGUUGCUGCAGCCGGGCCCCUUGUCCUGCUCUCUCAGGGGCUCCCAUGCACUGGUUUGCGUGCUGGCAUGCUGGAAGGAUCCCCUGUGCGAGGAGCUGAGUGGGGCUUGCCGGCUGUCCACAUCUCCACACCUGCCUCCUUGGCAGAGCUUGGGAUGCCAGGACUGGAGCUGGGACCUUGGAGAGUCCAGGGAGGGGGGCACUGUAUGCAAGUACGGGGAUAAAAUCAUCUGGUAGCAGGCUUGAGGUACCUCCAUGAGGGUGCCUAGCUCUACCCAUGAGAGACUAAAUGGCUGUGCCUGCAGGUAAGGAGGCUGGCAGGGGUGAGCAGGACCUGCCUGGGGCCAGCAAGGCAUGCAGAGUGUGAGGCAAGGCUGCCCAUACUUGCACUGGUGCUCAGUACUCACUGCCAUCCUUUGCCAAACGUAAAUAGUGACCAGCCUUGGCUGUCUGUGCAGCACCACUGCCUAAUAAAGCGGUGCACUGUUGUCUCCUGCUUCAUGGGACUGUGUGCCCACAUUCCACUACGAGUGGGGGAUCAGUGUAGCAAAGCAGUGGAAAGGAAAAUUUUGUUACACAAAAGCUUUAAAGGAAUUGAUUUUCCCUUUGCCCUUGCAUACACUGAGAUUGGUGUGCCCAUCCAGCCAGUGCACUCCUCUGAGUCACAGGGGACAAAGGAUGGUAGUGGUCAUGUCCUGGCCAUGUCUUUGAGACCCUUUGUGGGCAGUGAUGAGCUGAUUUUUGGACUUGCCUGUUACUCCCUGUAGAAGAGGGUGCUCUUUUGGGAUCCUUGUUUUCCUUCACCUCUCAUAAAUCUUAGGUAAAGUCCCUGAAUUUCACAGAGCUCCUGAUCUCCUCUGAGAAUUUACUGGCUCCAGUCCUAUUGUUUGUCUUCUUGACAUCUUGUCUUUGGGUCAGCUUGCUCUUUUUUUUGGCUGAACCUCUCUCUGGUGCUGUGUACUUUUUCAUACAUACUGUGUGUUUUAAUCUUGUUCCUGGUGUUGCUCCUAUACCCAUGCACAUUUCCUCUAUCCAUGCUUCAGCCUAAGCUCCAUCCUGCUGUUACUCCCCAGCAGCACAUUACCUUUGCCCUCUGCUCUCUGGGUGGGGAUGACAGCAGCAAAUUCACUGCUGGACCAGCAAAACCUUUUCUGUUAGUGGAACAAAGCCCUCGGGCAUCGGUGAGAUGAGUUAGCAGUAGCUUGAUGAAGGAUUUGUGAAAAAGCAUCAUCCUUCCGCCUGCUCCCCAGAAGAAGCUGUCCCUGCUGGUUGCUGAGGGGGCACUUUGUGUGGGUGAGUGCUGCAUCCACUGCAGGAACCCUGCUCUGCUAUCGGGGCUUUGGGGCUUUUCAUACUCGAUCUUAGCUGAGAGCUGGCUGUCCUGGCUGCCCUGCACAGUCUUGAGCUGCUGUGGGGCCCACGGGGCAUGGCCAGUGUGGUCUGUGAAUGCACCCCGCGACUGGGAGCCUGCAGAAGUGUGGUGGGUUGUUCAAGGAUGCCUCAGCCUCUGCCACUCCUUAAAAGGCAGGGGAUUGAGCUGGACGGUGUCUCCUUACUGCCCACUUGGCUGCUGGCAGCUCUGGCUGCCUCUCUCCAUCCCAGGGAGGCACUUAGUCCUGUGGGGAUCGAGGUGACUCAAGUGAGAGGGCUUUUCUCCCAGAGCACGCAGGAAGGGCUGGAGAUGCAGAAAUCUGCAGUGAUGCUGCUGGGUGCCCUUUCUGCACUUUGAAGGUUUCAAGUGCCACUUAGCAGCCCUGCUGUGUCCUGAUGGCUCCAAUGAAGAGCUCAUCGUGGGGGGAUCCUCUGCCUUCUUGGAAGCUGUAGGUGGGAAAGAAGAGGUUUCUUGUGUCCAUGCAGCUCCCCACAUAGUGUGGGGCUGUUUUCUUGAGCUGUGGCAGGGAGCAAACUACCUGGGAGCCAGUGCUGGCUGUGCAGCCUUAUGGUGAAAUCCUGCUCAAGCAGCCUGGCUCCAUCUCAGGAGUAUCCCUGCUGAGCACAGGGAUGAGAGGGAUGAGACCUGUGUGCAUUGCACCAGCUCCCUAGAACCAGUCAUGGACCAGCAGGACUGCCCUGCAGCUGGGCUGUGGGUCCAAGUGCUUCAGCAAAGUAGCUCUUGAUCACUGCUGUGGGAAUUACAUCCCUCCUGAGCCCUUUUUUCUCUAGGCUAAAGAAGUGAAACUCCCUUGUUCUGCCCCUGAUCAUCCUCAGCAGGACUCUCUGACUCUCUUCCUCUCCAUGUACGUGGAAACAGUAUCCAGGUGCCGUCUCACCAAUGCUAGAUCAAGGGAAAUAACCCGUUCCUUUGUCCUGACCACCAAAAAUACAUGACUCCAGUUCUAGCAGUUUAGUGGUGGGAGGUGAACAGCAGCUCCCCAGAAAAUUUGGACUGAAUUUCUCUUGAAAGGGUAUUUUAGUGCUGCCUUUGCCAUCCUGUGACUGAAGUGAGCAUUGUUUGGGAAUGGGGUUGGUGAGGACAGGCAUCCAAUAGGGCUAGAGAAGUGACAGGGAUCUCCAUUCAUAAGGAUGCUAAUCCCCGGGAGGGACAAGAGCGUGAACAAUCUUCUAUGGCUUUAAGGUUAACCCUGUUUGGAGCAUAACGUUAGACCAAA
Molecule: messenger RNA, 3794 nt
Organism: Sturnus vulgaris (Common starling)
Lineage: Eukaryota; Metazoa; Chordata; Aves; Passeriformes; Sturnidae
Gene: SHF
Product: Src homology 2 domain containing F
Molecular function (GO): phosphotyrosine residue binding
Source: RefSeq, a predicted model, not a curated record